This is a messenger RNA of Babesia bovis T2Bo, 1165 nucleotides long. RefSeq names its product prenyltransferase UbiA family protein. Gene Ontology annotation, cellular component: mitochondrion; membrane. The record is from RefSeq and is a predicted model, not a curated record. The transcript has 7 exons. Gene Ontology annotation, molecular function: protoheme IX farnesyltransferase activity. The coding region runs from base 177 to 1115 and encodes 312 amino acids. Lineage: Eukaryota; Apicomplexa; Aconoidasida; Piroplasmida; Babesiidae. Gene Ontology annotation, biological process: heme biosynthetic process.
ACUUCAUAAUUUACGAUUAUGUAUCAUAUUUCAAGAGCGUUGGGAAUGUUAACGUUUUAUUAAUUCGUUAUACAUAAUUAUUGGAUCGCAUUAAUCAUGUUCAUUGCUAGAAGCGGACCAAUGAUAUAUAUGAUGUCGUCAGGGUCAGGAAAACAUUAAAUGCGUGAUUGGAUGUAAUGACAUCCUUAUCUCGUAUUGUCUUUAGUGUACCGCAGAGGCAUUCUGGCAGGUUGUCUAACUGUUUGCAACUGACUAAAUGGAAGUUGUCGUUAUGGGUCAGCGCAACAGGCGCUGCAGGAUUCUUCAUGAACAGUCCUGUUCUAUCUCCUGAGGUUUUUUGUUGCAGUGGAGGCAUUUUCUUAUGCAGUUCCGCUGCUCAUGUUUUUAACCAAAUUAUCGAGCGUAAGACUGACGGUCUUAUGGUUAGAACGCGUAAUAGGCCACUUGCGUCUGGUAGGGUGACGCCAUCCCAAGCGGCUGGAUUUGGAACAUUCUGCGUACUCUCUGGUUCCACAUUGCUUUCUUUAACUUCUGGUGCUACAGCAGCACCGUUAGCAUUACUGAAUAUAGGAUUGUACACUUGUGGUUACACUAUUUUAAAAAAAUACACCGAAUGGAACACCCAUGUAGGAGCUAUUGUAGGUGCAAUACCUCCAUUGAUAGGCUAUGUAGCUUCCGGCGGUUCGAUAUAUGCGCCGCAGCCGUGGAUGCUUUUCGGAUUAAUGUACGCCUGGCAGAUUCCACACUUCUACACUCUGGCGUGGCUUUAUCGCAAAGAUUACAGCGUUGCUGCAUUGAAGAUGUAUGGUAUUGAUGAUGAAACUGGUAAGAGAACCGCUCUUACUUCUGUUAAAUGGAUGACCCUAUUGACAACAAUGCCAUUGGCAUACUCCUUGGGUGGAUUGAUAUCACCGCAAUACGCUGUAGUAACGUUACUACCAAACCUGUUUAUCAACCACAAGUGCUUUCAGUAUCUUGAUUACCCGACAAAGAAAAGCGCUUCAAGAUUUUUUAUUCACUCUCUCUGGCACAUCUUGGCGUUAGUCGGUUUAGCAUCUUAUUACGUUGCUGCUGAACGAUUUAAAUCUGAGGAGGAGGAAUCUAAUGAUUCCUAACCCCUUUUUGCGACAUGUAGACUCUACCUAAUGCAUCAUCCAUUAUAUAC